Kazachstania africana CBS 2517 is the source of this 318-nucleotide messenger RNA. It is a transcript of the gene RPS10B, whose product is annotated as 40S ribosomal protein eS10. The record is from RefSeq and is a predicted model, not a curated record. The coding region runs from base 1 to 318 and encodes 105 amino acids. Gene Ontology annotation, cellular component: cytosolic small ribosomal subunit. The transcript has 2 exons. Lineage: Eukaryota; Fungi; Ascomycota; Saccharomycetes; Saccharomycetales; Saccharomycetaceae. Gene Ontology annotation, molecular function: RNA binding; structural constituent of ribosome.
AUGUUAAUUCCAAAAGAAGAAAGAUCUAAGAUCCACAAAUACUUAUUUCAAGAAGGUGUUGUUGUCGCCAAGAAGGAUUUCAACCAACCAAGACACGAAGAAAUUGAUACCAGAAACUUAUAUGUUAUCAAGGCUUUACAAUCCUUAACUUCCAAGGGUUACGUCAAGACUCAAUUCUCAUGGCAAUACUACUACUACACUUUAACUGAAGAAGGUGUUGAAUAUUUAAGAGACUACUUACACUUACCAGAACACAUUGUUCCAGGUACUUACAUUCAAGACAGAUCUCAAAACCAAAGACCACAAAGAAGAUACUAA